UCCGAAAAAUAUCUCGCGUUGGUCCCGCAAUCCUCUUGUGACGUUUCACCGAGUACCGUUAUGCUGUUAUCAGUAUGUCGCGAUCGAUGACGAUUUGAAAACCAUCCGAGCACCACGAAAUGUCCGGGGUCUACCGAAAUGUUCGUGUCUUGUAGGAUUCGACAGCCUACUUAGUAGCCGACUCAUACCUACACGUGACGACCGUCAAGCAACGUUGAUUAGCCGAGGUGCGCAAACCAUGGCAAGAGCGUCAUCACCCGCAAAAACCGCUGUCCCUCCGUCGACAAUGGACAAGACCAAAAGAGAUUCAUCAUGGUGGAUAUUGCUUAUAGUAGUAACUAUUAUUUCAUUUGGAACCCGAUUAUAUAAAGUGAAAGAGCCAGAUCACGUUUGUUGGGAUGAAACACAUUUUGGAAAAAUGGGUAGUUGGUACAUAAAUAGAACAUUUUUUUUUGAUGUACAUCCUCCACUGGGUAAAAUGUUGAUUGCUUUAUCUGGAGUUUUAACAGGAUAUAAUGGUAGCUUUCCAUUUGAAAAACCUGGUGACAAAUAUGAAGGCGUCAAUUAUGUUGGAAUGAGAGAGUUUUGCUCAAUUUUAGGUGGAGCAUUAAUACCAUUUACUUUUAUUUCUAUUUGGGAAAUGACACAUUCAUUAAAUGCUGCAACUUUAUCAUCAACUUUAGUUUUAUUCGAUGUUGGAACAUUAACAUUAACUCAAUAUAUUUUACUGGACCCUAUACUAUUGUUCUUCAUGUUGGCAUCAUUUGUUGGAAUUUGCAAGUUUCGAUCUCUAACAGCAUCUGACUUCAGUGUUAACUGGUGGUUUUGGUUAAUAUUUACUGGUGUAACCAUGGCCUGCUGUGUGAGUGUUAAAUUUGUUGGAUUAUUUCAAGUAACUUUUAUUGGAUUGAUGACAAUAGCUGAUAUAUGGUUUAUACUUGGAAAACUUUCAAAACCUAUUAGCUACACAGUGAAACAUUUUGUUGCAAGAUUUAUUUGUCUCAUUAUCUUACCAAUAACAGUGUAUGUAGGAUUUUUUUAUGUACACCUUGUUAUACUCAAUAAAAGUGGUAAUGGUGAUGGAUUCUAUAGUUCGGCUUUUCAAUCAAAAUUGCAAGGGAAUUCCCUGCAUAACGCUAGUAUGCCAAAAGAUGUAGCAUUUGGAGCAAUAGUAACUUUAAAAAAUCAUAGAACUGGUGGCGGAUAUUUACAUUCACAUUGGCAUCUUUAUCCAGAAAAUGUUGGUGCCAGGCAACAACAAAUAACUACCUAUGCACACAAAGAUGAAAACAAUCGGUGGUUGGUUAAACUUUACAAUAAUGAUGAACAGUUAAAUGAUACUGUAAGAUUUGUAAAACAUGGAGAUAUGAUUAGACUAGAACAUGUUCCAACUAGACGAAAUUUGCAUUCACAUCGUGAACCGGCUCCAAUAACAAAAAAACAUUAUCAAGUUACUGGUUAUGGAGAGAAUGGUACUGGUGAUUACAAUGAUGUAUGGAGAGUGUUUGUUGAUGGUGGUAUAGAUGGUUCUUUGGUUUCAGCUGUAAUUAGUAAAAUUAAAUUAGUUCAUGUUCUUCAGCAUUGUGUACUGACUACAAGCAAUAAACAAUUACCGAAAUGGGCAUUUGAACAGCAUGAGGUUACAUGUAGUCCAAAUCUGAGAGACACAAAUUCUUUUUGGAAUGUUGAGGAUAAUAUAAAUCCAAAACUCCCAAAUGUCAGUUUUGAAGUAUAUUCUCCAAAUUUCUUUGCCAGAUUUAUUGAAUCUCAUGCUGUAAUGUUUCAAGGAAAUGCUGGUUUAAAACCCAAAGAAGGAGAAGUUACAUCUAAACCAUGGCAAUGGCCUAUUAACUAUAAGGGACAAUUCUUUUCUGGUAACAAUUAUAAAAUUUAUUUGCUUGGAAAUCCAGUUAUAUGGUGGGGAAAUAUAUUUUUUAUGGUGCUAUUUAAUUGUAUUUCAAUUUAUAGAGCUAUUGUAAAUAAACGCAGGAAUAGUGAAAAUACUGCUGUUGAGGACUCUGAUAAAAUAUUAUUGACCACUAGUAAUUGGUUAUUUAUUGGAUGGUGUUUGCACUAUAUACCAUUUUAUGCUAUGGGAAGAGUCUUGUACUUUCAUCACUAUUUUUCAGCCUUUUUGUAUAGUUCAAUGUUAACAGGCGUUACAAUCAGCUACUUAUUACAAACUAUUAAGACUUCCAGACCAACCCUUUUACGGAAAACUAUUUAUGAUGUGCUUAUGGGAAUUAUAUACUCAACAGUUGUUUAUAGUUUUUAUUUAUAUUCUCCUCUUGCUUACGGUAUGUCAGGACCAUUAUCGACUGAACAAAACAGUACAAUGUUUGGAUUACGUUGGCUUGAUUCAUGGGAAUUCUAGAACAAUGCUACUUACACAAGACUGCAACUUUUUUAAUAUACUUAAUUUAUAUUUAUUGUAAACCUACAAUUUUUUAACAGUAUUAUUUUU
Molecule: messenger RNA, 2464 nt
Organism: Sipha flava (yellow sugarcane aphid)
Lineage: Eukaryota; Metazoa; Arthropoda; Insecta; Hemiptera; Aphididae
Gene: twisted
Product: protein O-mannosyl-transferase 2
Exons: 17
Coding region: 239-2374 (711 amino acids)
Biological process (GO): protein O-linked glycosylation via mannose
Cellular component (GO): membrane; endoplasmic reticulum
Molecular function (GO): dolichyl-phosphate-mannose-protein mannosyltransferase activity
Source: RefSeq, a predicted model, not a curated record